This is a messenger RNA of Fopius arisanus, 513 nucleotides long. It is a transcript of the gene ATPsynG, whose product is annotated as ATP synthase, subunit G. Gene Ontology annotation, biological process: proton motive force-driven ATP synthesis. Lineage: Eukaryota; Metazoa; Arthropoda; Insecta; Hymenoptera; Braconidae. The record is from RefSeq and is a predicted model, not a curated record. Bases 100 to 399 code for a protein of 99 amino acids. Gene Ontology annotation, molecular function: proton-transporting ATP synthase activity, rotational mechanism. The transcript has 2 exons.
UUGUCGAUCAAUUUUCGAAGAAGAGGUUAACCCCAGUCCUGUCGUCAUCUCCAGUGGACUCGUCAAGUGGUUAAUCAAAGAAAAAAUCAUCCUGGGAAAAUGUCUGGACUCGUUGGAAAGGCAGCAACUCUCGCCAAGACUGCAGUGACAGUCGGCAAACCCCAGGUGGAAAACUUCUUGCGUUAUGCCAAGGUCGAGCUUACUCCACCGUCGGUAGGGGAUAUCCCAGCAAUUCGUGCAGGUUUUGGAAAAUUAAUUCACAGUGCGAAGACAGGUGCUUACAAAGACCUCACCGUCAAGGAGGCUUUCGUAAACACCCUUGUGGGUAUCGAGAUCUGGUGCUGGUUCUUCAUCGGAGAGUGCAUCGGCAAGAGGCAUCUCGUUGGUUACGAUGUUUAAGUUUUUUAUCCAUUAAUCAAAUCAUUGAAGUGUCAUAGACAAAUUAUAAAUGGGAAUUAAUUAGAUGUGAAGCUGAUACAUUCGUUCGAGCAAUAAAUAAUUGAGUUCAAUAUA